Messenger RNA from Dicentrarchus labrax (European seabass), 4347 nucleotides. Its product is annotated as growth factor receptor-bound protein 2. The coding region runs from base 359 to 1021 and encodes 220 amino acids. The transcript is spliced from 6 exons. The record is from RefSeq and is a predicted model, not a curated record. NCBI's taxonomy places the organism in Eukaryota, Metazoa, Chordata, Actinopteri, Moronidae. Gene Ontology annotation, molecular function: protein binding.
GAAGCGGAAAUAAACGUCGUAAAGCUUAUGCUAGUAGCUACGUUUAGGCUCCUCGGACGGGGUGUAAGCGACAUCAGACGUACAUCGUUUGUUGCCUCAAAAGAGGAAACAGGGAGUGGAUAAUUACACGAGAGGGUUUUUGUGUGUUACGGUGGCAGCAUCGAAACGGAAUAUCUCGAGUGGCACCUCACUGUAACCUUUAUGUGAGGUCUAAGCCCUAAAGGAGCGGGUCAUAGACGGGAGGAGAGACUCGGAGAGAAGCAUCUGGCCUCAGGAGCGUGGAUAAGAGUUUUUAUUUUUUAUUCAGUCCCUGAAACACAACUACAGCCAAGCAGUUUUCCAGCACGCAACAACAACCAUGGAGGCCAUUGCCAAAUACGAUUUCAAAGCUACUGCUGAUGAUGAGCUUAGUUUCAAGCGUGGAGAAAUCCUAAAGGUAUUAAAUGAAGAGUGUGAUCAGAACUGGUACAAGGCAGAGCUAAAUGGAAAAGACGGCUUCAUCCCCAAGAAUUACAUAGAGAUGAAAGCCCAUCCGUGGUUCUUCGGGAAGAUUCCCCGGGCCAAAGCAGAGGAGAUGCUAAACAAACAGAGGCACGAUGGGGCCUUCCUCAUCAGAGAGAGCGAGAGUGCACCAGGAGACUUCUCCCUCUCUGUGAAGUUUGGAAAUGACGUCCAACACUUCAAGGUUCUUCGUGAUGGGGCUGGAAAGUAUUUCCUAUGGGUGGUGAAGUUUAACUCCCUCAACGAGCUGGUAGACUACCACCGCUCCACCUCAGUCUCUCGCAAUCAGCAAAUCUUCCUGCGAGACAUAGAGCAAGUCCCCCAGAUUGUACAGCAUCCCACAUAUGUGCAGGCGCUCUUCGACUUUGACCCCCAGGAGGAAGGGGAGCUGGGUUUCCGACGCGGCGACUUCAUCCAAGUCCUGGACAACUCUGACCCCAACUGGUGGAAAGGAGGCUGCCACGGCCUAACGGGCAUGUUCCCCCGCAACUAUGUCACGCCUGUCAAUCGGAACAUGUAAACAGUCAGACCAUGUAUACAACAACAACAACAACAACAACAACAACAACAAACCACCACCACCACAACAGCAACCACCACCACAACAGCAACCAUCACCAUAAUCAUCAUCAUCGUUCUUGAUCUCAUCAGCCCCCAUCCAACCCCCCAACCACCCCUCCACCCCUCUUCGCCAUCCCACAAUAACAGGAGCAGACAGGAAGAACGUGAACAACCGAAAGAGAGAGAGAGAUAGAGAGAGAUAAAACAGGAGUAGUGCUGUCGUAGGCGUCACUGUGUGGGUGGCAGCUGAGAAAAAUCAACUUUUACUUGUGCUGAGAAUGUUCACCUCCCUAGUGAACGCCUCGGUCAGGAUUGAACUGUCUUUGAGGGAAAUCUAAAUGCAGAGAAACUUAAGAGUAGUGCACCAACCGUGAAGAUAACCAAAUGAUUCAACCGCUCCCACAGCUGCUUCUGUCUUCUCCUUAACUUCUUAACAUUCUGCCUUUCUUUUGUUUUUGUUUUUUGUUUUUUUUGUUUUUGUUUUGCCGCAUGUUGUUUUAAUCACAUAAAUGAAAUGCCUACCGAUAAAUCCUAACUCUGUUUUAAAGAAAAACAAUUAAAAAUAUAAAAAAGAAGAAAUGGUUUUAAAAAUGUACAAAAAAGAAGAGAGAGAGAGAGAGAGGGAAAAAAAAAGAUGCAAUCUACAGUACAGCAAGUUUCCAUGUCUGAGAUCAUUGGCACGUGAGCAUUGUACAUCAGCCAUUGGCUGUAUAAAUAAAUCAACUAUAGAGAGAAUCCAUUUUUUAAGAAUAUAUAUUAUAUAUUUGUAUGUGUUUUGUCUGUUUUACCUCUCAUCACAAAUUGUAUUUUUUUCCAUUUGUAAAUUAUGUUCAAUCUUUUGUUAGUCUGGAUAAGACCUGGUAGCUCUAGAAUGUGCUGAAUUGUCAGUCAAGGUUUGUUUUUGUUUUUGUUUUGUUUUUCCUGAAUCUAUCUGAGGGCUCUCAGAUAACACAGCAUGAUAUUUAAGGGGUCAUAAAUUCCAUUCGAAGAGGAUUCUCUUGUCUAUAAUGCAAGGAAAGUAAAGUUAGUUCUUUGAGAAGAACCUAAUCCUGUCAGGAAGCUAAUGUUGACCAGCAAGUAGAGCCAUGAAUGCUGCAAGAGCUGUUGUAUUACAAAGCCCUGUAUAAAGGUCAGCCACCUUUUUCAAAGCCAAUGUAUUUAUUGCAGCCAUUUUACUUGGGCAGUGAAUGUAGCUGACUGAGUUCAUAGACAUUAACAUGAGGGAAGCAAGGUCGGAGAACUGAACUACACAAACCAUGCAAGGGAUUUUAAAAGACAUGCUGAAAUAGUAAUGUUGUCAAUAUUCAUUUAUAAAGCGAGUGAUGUAUGAGGACAUGUACAGGUAGUUAGCAUGCACAUUCACAAACAUUCAUGACAUGCAUGCAUCGGCAGACGCUCUCCUCUUUGUUAUACCUGCACGUAGCAGAGAGGCAGAGUUUGGAUAAUCACAUUGUGUAAUCACCAGUGCAGAUCUGCAGCUGGCACAGAUUAACAGUUGAGAAAACUGAGAGAUUGUCUUUUAUGCUAAAAGUUGAGAGAUCAGCGUAAAUGAUGUAAACGUUUUUUCUCUUCCUUUUUUUUUUUUUUUUUUAAUUCCCUCUUGCCUUUUGUCCAACUGGCGUGUGGUCAAGCACUUUUUUUUUGUCAAACAUUUUGAUUUCUGGUCUGGUCCCGUGUGUAUGUGUGUGUUUGUUUACUUGUGUUGUGUUUUUUUUUUGGUUUGUGUUUUUCUUGUUCUCUCUGGAUAGUGCCUUUCUCUCUGGUGUUUCAGUGUCUCCGACCUGCUACUUUGAGCCCCCUCCCUUUACGGGGCCUGCCAGUCCUGCAGUGACAAACAGUGUACAUAUUCCAACCUGUCCCAUCCAACAACUGCCCCCCCUCCCACUUCCCCUCCUACAUCAACCCGCCUUCACCUUUAUCCUCACCAACAUGGAACUCUUCUUAUUUAAGUGUCUCUCGCCUUGUCUUACCUAAUGAUACUGUUUUUUUGUUUUUGCUCUUUUUUUUAUUUGCAUUUGUUUUUUUGUUUUUUCAAUUAAUAAAAUGCAAUUAUUAAAAAAUGAGAAUAUUUUUUUGUGGUGUAUUUCAGAAGAGUCAGUCGUUGUCAGAAAGGUUGUACGUGUGCCGACCUGUGCCACCUUUAUAACUACUGUUUUCUGACUGUGUGUGUGUUUAAGGUUUAACAGUUAAAGGAACAAUCGCCUUCAUGCCGAGUGUUGAGGAGAUUAUCAUUAGUAUCUAACGUGAAAGGGACUCUACAGGUGGAGUGUAGUUAAAGGGGGACGUUGUAGCUUUUGCUCUACCGCUGUGGCCACAGUUGGUAGUUAAAGGACCAGUGUGUAAGAUUUAACGGCAACUUCCAGUGUAGUUACAGAUUGCUACUCCCUCACUUCACCCUAUCUCACGGUGGCCGCAAAAAAACACCAACGGCUCUAUCCCGAGCUAGUGUUGUUUUUGUCUGUUCUGGGCUACUGUAGAAACUCUUAGGCUCUUUCUGAGCCAACAAAAACUACUUUUCUUUUCUUGUGAUUAUACACUAAUGAAAUCAGAAUAUUCAAUUUCUACCAGUAGAUUCUCCUAAAUGUUACACACUGGACCUUUUUAAGGACAUUGAACUCUCCUUAAUUUCUGGUGAGCCUCAUUGUGUUUAUUUCCUGUUUUUACUUUUGUGAUAAAACCAUUAAAAUGUUACAUAUGUAAAUGUUAUAUGUGACAUAUAAAAAUAAUAAUAAUAUAAUAAUUAGAACAGAUAGGAGCUGUGUUGUAAGCAAACUGACUCACUUUUGUAUGUUGCACAAUAUGUAUGUGUAUAUAAAGUGUGCUAACAUUAGCCAUCAUGAGCAGUGUGACCCCUGGGUGAGGGCAAGUUUGCGUUUUAUUGCUCAUGAACUUUUCAUUUGUAGGAGGGAAAAUGUUCCUUUUUUUUCAAAUGUCUAGCUUCAACAAUACUGCUGACCUUUAGUCAAAGUUUUAGAUUCAUAAAUGCAUCUUCCCACCUUCUGAGCAGCCGGUGGUUUCUAUAAAUGUCGGUGCAAUAUGAUAAUCAGCUUGCAAACUUGGAGCUUGCUUGCGAUGAGUAAUCCAUCGCAGUAACUAUCGGGCGAGCUGUUGCCUGUUAACGCAGUUGAAAACACAGAUUGUUUUUUCAUCAGUGGAUGCUGGUUCGGUGUUUGUGGGCUGCUCAGGAAAAAACUGGGUUUUAGAGCUCCGUUCAUUUGCUCCAACCGUGUCACAAAGAGAGAACAGCUUUUCAAAUAAAUCCAUGCUUUCAGUUGUGCAUCAUGA